This is a messenger RNA of Piliocolobus tephrosceles (Ugandan red Colobus), 3367 nucleotides long. It is a transcript of the gene ZNF707, whose product is annotated as zinc finger protein 707. Gene Ontology annotation, molecular function: RNA polymerase II cis-regulatory region sequence-specific DNA binding; DNA-binding transcription factor activity, RNA polymerase II-specific. The transcript is spliced from 5 exons. Bases 946 to 2061 code for a protein of 371 amino acids. Gene Ontology annotation, biological process: regulation of transcription by RNA polymerase II. The record is from RefSeq and is a predicted model, not a curated record. NCBI's taxonomy places the organism in Eukaryota, Metazoa, Chordata, Mammalia, Primates, Cercopithecidae.
CAGGGGUGAACGCCCAGGGAGCUGCCCCCUGCAGUGAGUGUUGAACACAGGUGGUGGAGGGAGCCUCCUGGGCACCAGCUGCAGCUAAUGGGGAUCAAACCAGCUGUGUACUCUUAGGGUCCACGUCACUUGGUCAUGACUGAGAAUUCUUUUUAUAAACUGCUGGAUUUGGCUUCCUAAUAUUUUUUGAGAAUUUGUGUUUAUGAGAGUUUGGUAGGUAAUUUUUUUGUCAUAUCUUUUUUUUUUUUUUGAGACAGGGUCUCAGUCUGACACCCAGGCUGGAGUGCAGUGGCAUGAGCUCAGCUCACUGCAACCUAUGCCUCCUGUAUUCAAGCAAUACGCCCACCUCAGCCUCCUGAGUAGCUGGGACUAUGUGUGUCCACCGCCACACCCCGCUCAUUCUAUUUUGUGUAGAGACAGCUGGGGCAGCUCCUGGCCUCGCACAGUCCUCCUGCCUCAGUCUCCUGGAGUGUUGGGAUCAUAGGCGUGAGCCACUGUGCUUGGCCCCUUGUAAUAUCCCUGUCAGGUUUUUGGUUUGGGUUUUGCUGGCCUCAUUAAGACAGACUGGAUAGUGUCUGCUCUUCCUCUGUUCACUAAAUAGCUUCUAAGAUCAGUACUGUGCUUCGUAGGCUUUGGUGGAGCUUACCAGGGAACCCAGCUGGGCGUGGCAUUUUCCUCAUGGGAAGGGUUCAAGUUACAUUUCCAGUUGCCUUAUCAGAUGGAAGGCUGCCUGGCUUCCCUUUCAUCAGUUUCAUAAUCCUGUGUUUUUCCUCGAGUUUGUCCGUUUCAUCUCAGUUGCUGAACCUGUUUGCAUGACUUGCUCCUGACGGCCCUUUAUGAUACUUCCGUGUCUGUAGGAUCUAGAGCAACAUCUCCCCCCGUCCCCUGACAAGAUCUGCCCUCCUUGGCGCUGUGCUUCCCCAGAGGGGUGGCCUCGCUCUUCCCAUGGACAUGGCCCAGGAGCCGGUGACCUUCAGGGACGUGGCCAUCUACUUCUCAAGGGAGGAGUGGGCGUGUCUGGAACCCAGCCAGAGGGUCCUCUACCGGGACGUGAUGCUGGACAACUUCAGCAGUAUGGCUGCCCUGGGAUUUUGCAGCCCCAGACCAGACCUCGUCUCUCGCCUGGAACAGUGGGAGGAGCCGUGGGUUGAAGACCGGGAGAGACCUGAGCCCCAGGCAGUGCAGAGGGGCCACUGGCCAGGGGCAAGGAAAUCUGCAGACCCCAAGAGACACUGUGACCAUCCAACUUGGGCUCAUAAGAAAACCCAUGUGAGGCGAGAAAGAGCCAGGGAGGGAAGCAGCUUUCGGAAGAGCUUCGGGCCGGACACGGAUGACGGGCAGCUUCCCAGAGCUGCUCCAGAAAGGACAGACGCCAAGCCCACGGCUUUUGCAUGUCAGAUGCUCACACAGUGUUGUGGGCAGCGGCCGGGCCGCAGAGAGCGCCGGAAGCAGUGUGCAAUGGAGCUGUCGUUCAUCUGCAGCACGUGCGGGAAGGCGCUGAGCUGCCACAGCCGGCUGCUCGCUCACCAGACGGUGCACACGGGGACCAAGGCCUUCAAGUGCCCCGAGUGCGGCCAGACCUUCCGGUGGGCUUCAAACCUGCAGCGUCACCAGAAGAACCACACGCACGAGAAGCCCUUCUGCUGCGAGGCGUGCGGGCAGGCGUUCAGCCUGAAGGACCGCCUGGCCCAGCACCGCAAGAUCCACACCGAACACAGGCCCUACUCGUGCGGCGACUGUGGGAAAGCCUUCAAGCAGAAAUCCAACCUUCUCAGACACCAGCUGGUGCACACCGGGGAGCGGCCGUUCUACUGCGCGGACUGCGGCAAGGCCUUCCGGACCAAGGAGAACCUCAGCCACCAUCAGAGGGUCCACAGCGGGGAGAAGCCCUAUACCUGUGCCGAGUGUGGCAAGUCCUUCCGGUGGCCCAAGGGCUUCAGCAUCCACCGGAGGCUGCACCUGACAAAGCGGUUCUACGAGUGCGGCCACUGCGGGAAAGGAUUCCGCCACCUGGGCUUCUUCACGCGGCAUCAGAGAACUCACAGGCACGGGGAGGUGUAGGGGCCCCCGAAGUGUGGGCUGCUGUACCUCUGCGGGAGUACUGGGCCCUGAGGGAGAGCUGCAGUGAGAAGUUGCUCUUCAGCCUGGAAAAUCAGCCUGAAAAGAAGCCUUCUCAGUCCUCAGAGCUCUCCAGUCCCCCGAGAAGUUUUACUGGGAAAACUGCCAGGUGGAAGAAGCGAAUCCGUGGGUACGCCGGAGAUGGUGGGGGCUCUGGAGAUGGCAGGGGCUGCACCCCGGUGCCGGGCACCCUGGGGAUGUGCUGAGAGCAUGUGCGACCACGGAGCCACAUGCCAGGCCAGGCGCAGAGGUGGAGAAGCCUGCCCGGUGCUCACAGCUGUCUGGCUCAGGGACUCCACCCUGGCCCUGAGUCGCUGUCUGCUGGGCCUUUCCUUCCUGGCUCUGCACUCCAUGCUUGCUGCCUGGUCUGGCUUCCCUUCCUGUCUCUGUCUAGGGCGAGGCAGCUGUGAGCACUGCACAGAGGCAAAGAGCCUCCUACAUCCUCUGCACUGGGCCAUAGAAACAAGAGCCUUUGUAGUACUGAACCUUGUUCAAGGAUUAGGGAGUGGUGCUCAGCUGGUUAGGUCAGGGCCACCCCCAGUGUUGCAGGGAUGGCCUCCACCCAGCUCUGUUGGUCAGAGCCUGGGUCACGCACCUGAAAUUGGCAGAUCGAGUUGGGUCUCAGGGCAGUGAGGUGGCCAUAUUCACCAUAGUGCAUUUCGUGGGGAAGAGGUGACCUCUUGUCUUAUCCAGCCAGAAAUAAAAAUCUGCCAGUGGUGAUCCCAAGGGAAGGCCCCUGUGGAAAUGCAUCGGGACACUGCCGUGCUUCAGGUGAGCUGAAUUGUUGAAGGAUUUUUGCUUUUGCCUGUUUUUCUUUAAGAAUUGCAGCCAGGCCAGGUGCGGUGGCUCACGCCUGAAAUUCCAGCUACUCGGGAGGCUGAGGCAGGACAAUCGCUUGAAUCCAGGAGGUGGAGGUUGUGGUGAGCCAAGGUUGCGCCAUUACACUCCAGCCUGGGGAACAAGACUGAAACUCCGUCUCAAAAAAAAAAAAAGAAUUCCAGCCAACACAUGCACAUGUAGUGCUGGAAUCAGAAAGGAGUUUACAAGAAAUAGGGGGACCAGGAGAAGGUUGAACACACCAAGAGGAAGCCCUGAGCCAGAUCCGGCCGGAGGUGCCACCAGAAGGCAGCCUUUCUGCUGGAAGCCAGGCACGCAGAAAGGCCGGGAGGCUGUGUGUGACCCUGAUAUGAACAAACCAAGUGCAAAGUCACUUUUGAGACAAUCGUGGAAAUGUGGGCAGGGGCUGAGU